Vitrella brassicaformis is the source of this 5080-nucleotide messenger RNA. The record is from the annotation of a GenBank genome assembly. NCBI's taxonomy places the organism in Eukaryota, Vitrellaceae.
CCCCGAGUCAACAACAAUGAAACACCAUAAGACUUAGUCUCAAUCACCGACCGACACAGACACAAAUCCUCCUUCCCAUCCCCAGACGGUCCGGCCCCCUCACUUAUCGUCAAAGCCCGUUGCGAUGCUGGCCAUCCGCCCCUGCCCCAGCAUCUGCACAUGCACAACACACAUGUUCACACAUUCGAACAUUGCGACUUGCUGACCCCAGAGUCUCUCCGCCAGUAUUCGUCUCUGCGUUUCUUUAGCGCCAGGUAGUCCUUGACGACGAUCAACAUGCGAGGCUGCAGGGUUUCUCCUGCUCUGUACCGACGGUAGAACUGCUGGAUGGUACACGCACACUGCAGACAUACAUACACCCGAUCGGGCGAGACACACGUGAAUGCAGGGAGGGAAGGGAGGAGGCAGCCGUGCGUUGGUCGUGUGGACCUACCUGGUUGAGCCUGUUCAUGUGUAGUUUGGUCUCUGCGACUUGUUUGUUGAUGGACCGGCUCUGACGCUUCACCACCCUCUCGGCUUCCUCAAGCUCGUCGAGGUGGCGCAACAAUCUGCACGUGCACGCAAAUAUACACAAAAGUACAUCUCCACAUAUGCAUGAUGGCGCCCUCCCUCCCUCCUUCCUUCACCCCUCGAGUGCUCUAUUGGGGAGUCCAAUAGACGGCAGAAUCUCCACAACCGGCUCUACGUCACUCGGCUCCUCUUCCCCCGUUCGCCCCUGCUUCUGGCAGACCAUGCACAGCACAGGUCUGCCUAUCUCCUGCCCAUCGGCGGACAGCAGCGGCCGCAGGCAGUCGAUGCAGAUCGUGUGGCCGCAUGGCUGCAGCGUGUACGGCAUGCGCAUGGGCUUCUCGCAGGCAGGGCACAGCAGAUGCCUUCGGAGGUGAACGCUCUCGCCCUCAAAGCCGUCACACAAAACCUUGACGUCCUCGUGCAGCUCCCUGAGGGCGUCUUGCCAGUCUCUGAUUGCCGCGGAAUAUGCUAUGUUGCUCACGGCUGCCUCGGCGUCUCUUGCGUUGGCCCAGCUCUGCAGCUGGUUUAUCCGGUCUUGCAUCACCAUUUGCAGCUUCCUCAGUGAGCUCCACUCGUUGACAGCUAUGGCGAGCUGUGAUUCCAUUGAGACAUGGGCCUUUUUGGCACUGGUGAGGUCGGCGUGGGUUUUCUUCAGGUCUUGCCGCGUGUCGAACAGCUUCCUCUCCUGUUUGUCGUACUCGCGCUUGGCAAUCACUGCCUCACGCUGUAAGCUGCACCCAGCCAGGGAGGAAAUGAGCAACACAGACAGACGAGGAAGGCGAGAGAGGCUCAUGUCUGCUUCCCGGUUUGGUGGCCCCGCCCUCUUCCCCUAGCGUACGCCGUGAUUCGUCCUUCGAGAGCUGCGACUCUCAUCUCGUGUUCCUCUCUUUCCCUAGAAGCGACAGCCAACUCUUCCGUCAUCCGUGCCUCCCGCUCCUCCCGCUCUUUCAGCUCCAUCGCCCGUCGCACAUCCUCUGCGUCACGAGCCCUCAACUCCGCCUCGAGCUGCUCUUUCGUCGGACCGGCCAGACCUUUUCCUUUCUCUGAAGAAGGAAGAAAGAAGUGUCAUAGACUCGCGAAGGGUCUCGUCACUGUUGCAGCGUACGUGGGGUCUUCUGCCUUUUGCGUCCGAUGGCUUUGGCUGUGGGCGCGAGUGCUGCUGCUGGGGCGGGGGUUGCGGGCGCUUCUGCUGGUGUGGGUGUCUCAACCUCGUCCUUGGUCUCUGGAGUACGGAUCUUGUCCUUCUCUUUGUCUCUGUCCUUCUUUUCCUUUGCCGCAGGCCACGCUGGCCGACUGCGGGCAGACGGCUCUCGGGAUGGCACAUUUGCUUCGCUUGGCGGGGGCGGGAUGUGAUAGUCUUCGUCGGUCUGCACACCAGCUGCCUUCAGAUCGACGGGCGGCUCAUCCUGACGAGACGGCGCUGUUGGUGGAGGGGUGACGUCAGCAGCUGACGCAGGGACAGCAGCCACCCUGCAAAGCACACAUACAUCCACAGAUAAAUGUGUGACAUUGGUUCUCUCAAGCUUGUCUUUCGUUCAUGCAUACUCGUCUGGCUCCACUUCCUCUGGCUCUAUUUGCUCCUCCAUUCUCUCCAUGGGGCUGGGUGUCAUCGAUGUGGAUCUCUCGAGCUGCCGUGGCGUCAUGCUUGUUGCCCUCUCUGUCAGAGACACAGGAGGUGCCUCUACUGGCUCAGCAACGGGAAGAGGAACAGGCUCGGCACUUGCCUCCGGCAAUGCCGGUCGUUCCGGUGGCGGCUUCCUGACAGCAGCUGGAGGCGCUUUGCGGGCGGCAGGAGGGGGCUCUUUCUUGGCUUGCUUGGGUGGUCUCCUCUUCCUUCGCACCUCCGGCAGCGGCAAGGCUUUCGGCUCCGGGCGCUCCCCUAUCAGUCCCGCCCAGCCUUUGAAUUCCUUCUUGGCUGCCUUUUCCCUCUCACGUGCCUUGGCCUUGACAGCGUCCAGUGUGGCCUUGCGCUUGAGUAUCUUCAUCCUCUCAUCCCGGGACAGCACAUCCAAAGCGCCACCCGUGACAGCAUACUUCAUCUUCAGCUCGUCAAGCUGCGCGGCCAGCCGGGUGUUGGCCUGCGUCAUCGAAACACAACGGGUGAAAACUGACCGGGUUCGAUGUGGCUGGAUGUGUGUGUGUGUGUACCAGCCGUAGCGCCCUGUUGAUGGAUUGCAACGAGUAGACCUUGGUGCGCGCUUCCGACGCCUCACGGACCCUGGCUUGCAUUCGUAGCAUUUGCUCACGGUACUUCUCGGCGAGCUAGACAUGGAGGCGAUAAAGGAGAGGCAUGUGUGGGAUGCAAAGCCUCCUCUAUCGCGUACCUUUUUCUCAAGCUGCUCCAGCUGCACAGCGGGACACACGACACAGAAAGGCAACCAAUGCGACAUCGACCAGGGUAGUACCAUAAAUGGCCACCCUCUUACUUCGCGUUGUAUGUUCAACUCUCUUCUGCUAGGAGACACUUCUUCCUGUCCUUCGCGAGCCUUUCGUAGGAACUCGCCCAUGAAGCUCUCACCCAGCUGAUCCACACGCUCGAUCCAGCCGUCGUCGUCUUCUUGCUCCGAUUGGACGGAGCUGUCCCUCCCUUGUGAGUGUGUGCCAACCCGUGACCAGGAGCUUGGCGGCCGCACCCGCAGUUCGGUCCGCUGCGACAGGAAAAACGAGCUCUUCUCGCCUUGGGGCGAUUCUGCUGCUGCUGUUGCUGUUUUCGGCUGCUGCAUCAUGGUGACGAUUCGGCCGUCGCUGAGUUGUGUCUGCAUCAGUCGGGUGGUCUCCUGCCGCUGCAUCGCCGGCUGCUUCACAGCGUCCAUCGGAAUUAAUUUCACCUGGCCGUACAGAGAUUCACGCAGGCUGGGCUUCCUCUUCCCAGCAGUCCUCUCAGCAGGAGAGGGGAGAGGGGUGGCGGCCUCAAGCGUUUUCAUGGGUGCGGGUUGGCCCGAGAGAAUCGGGGGAAGGUCAGGCUUCUUCUUCGAGAGCGGCGGCGGCGGUGGUGGUGGAGGUGGUGGAAAUGUGGGCUGUAAUGCACUCGGAAAGAGAUCGAUGCCCAGCGGCACCUCACUCGGCCGCACAUAUCCAAGGGGACCAGACGGCUCUUUCUUCAUCACCGGUUGACGGCCCAACAUCUCGGGCGGCCUCUGUGGCGUCUCAGGCGGCGUCACCAUGAUGGCUGGUUGAGGAGUGGUUGGCAUACUCGACUCUUCACGCCCGGGCUCAGACGAGACAGCACUGAUCGCCGGUGUCGCCAGUAAGAGGCCGCCGCCCUCAUCAGAUGCCCUCCUCAGCCUAGCCACAAAGCCCUUCCGCAGCCCUCCUUUCAUCGCUUUCGAGUCCUUGCUCUUCACGUCUGCUCCCAUACUCGGUUCUUGCCAUUCUAGCUCGGUGAAGCCAGUCGAAAGUGCUGCCUCUGGACCGAUAGAGGGCGGGGCGAGGGGGGCAACUGUCGGGGAAGGAGAGGGGGAAGGAAGAAGAGGGGCAGACGGGUGCUUCGGGGACGGAGGCAGCAGAUGGCCGAGCAUCGUGAUUCGGUGAGAGGCUUGGUCCGAGCCGAACCCAGACAACCCAGAGGCCGCAGAUGUCUCCCGCUCCUUUGCCUCCGCCUGUGCCUGGCUCCGCUUCUCUUUCAGCUUCUUCAGUUCAGAACUGUCCAUUGUCGCUCUCCUCGCUCUCUUGACAGAUAUCACAGGGAGGUCGCGUGUCUCCCUGUGGUCGACCAAGUGUUUUUUUGAGCCUUUGAGACCUUUCGGCACAUUCGUUGGCCUCAAGACGACCCUCUUGCUGCCCUUCUUGAUCUCGCCAAUCCACUCCGCCGUCUUGGCAGACCUGGACUCCUCGUCUGACCCGGCGAUGCCGGCGAUGCUGGUCGUGAUGAGGAAGGUGCCCUCGGACGGGACAAGAGGAGACAAAUCCCGCUGCCUCUUUCUCUGAGACUGCUUCUUGGCAAUUGCUGGCCCAGUCGCUUGCUGCCCCAUGUCCCGAGCGACCAGCCGGUGGAAUGACGUGGGAGACGGAAGUGGCUCUCGACCAAUAGCGGCUUCACCUUGCUCCUGCCUCAUCUUGUGCCGCACUCCCCUGAGGAUCGACUCGAUGUACGGCUCGAGCACCACAGAUGUGUCGGGAUAGCUGGCACCGUCCUUGUCGAGCGAGUGGAUCCUCAGCAGUGAGAAGUCGUCUGGCGGCUGCUUGAGGAAGGAAGCAGCCAGAGGCGAUGUGGCUGCAGAGGGGAGGGGCGGAGGGGAGGUGUUGGGGGGCUGCAGCGCCGAUGUCAUGUACUCCUCCAUUGCCAAACGGCUCAAACCGAACUCCUGCAAUGCACCCAUCGCCGACCAUUGCGAGCAGAAUCACCGCGCUUUGCCCGACACACAUGGGCGUACCUGUCGAAGGCGAUGAAUGGUUUGUAGGAACGACCGCCCCAUGUCCUCCACCGCUCCUGACAGAUCAGCAUCAGAGUCCAUUCCCCUCUCAACAGGACGCAAUGAAUCAACGGCAAAAUCCACAGCUUCUCAAGUCUUUUUUCGCAGCGAAAUAGUCAUGCUUCAUCAUGCCCUACCAGUCCUCAGCGCCAAAAAUC